This is a messenger RNA of Suillus discolor, 1628 nucleotides long. RefSeq lists its product as uncharacterized. The record is from RefSeq and is a predicted model, not a curated record. NCBI's taxonomy places the organism in Eukaryota, Fungi, Basidiomycota, Agaricomycetes, Boletales, Suillaceae. The transcript is spliced from 2 exons. The coding region runs from base 228 to 1244 and encodes 338 amino acids.
CUGCUCAGGUCCUUAUGUGGUCAUCUCCUAUUACAGUGGCAAGUUCUUGCCUUACGCAAAAUGGUAGAAACUUCGUACUUGUCAAUAUAUUGUAUUAUUACCACAUAUGAUGUUAGGGAACCCUGAUGCAAUUUUUUCUGCCAGAUAUUUUGAUUCAGACCAGGAUAUGAUGAAUAAAGUCACCUUCGUGGUCGAAUGUCACCUAACCACAUUUACCACAGGAAACCAUGAUGUCCAGCUCACCUUCAACUUCUGAAAGCCCUUCUCGGGUGCACAGCCUUUCCUCAACCUCCCUUUCGUCUUCGAGAUCUAGUUCAUCCUUCUUCUACCACGGUUCUCAUGCUUCCAGCGUUACAGAGAUUUCAAGCAGCCCCCCAGGUUCUCCAAAUCUGCAAACAUCGUCCCAAAAGACCAAGGGUUUCAUUGCUGUCGCAUCCGCAAGGCUAUCCAAAGCCUGUGGGCAGGUCUCACACGCACUCAGCGACGCAACUCCUAAGGACUUAAUGUUCCGUUCUCCCAUAAACCCUGCUAUUGUCGAGGAGGAUGUGGGAUAUGAGUCGGAUGGUGAUAUUCGCGGGGCGAAUAUGAAAGUUUCUUCAAGCUCUCAGAAUGCAAGACCCAAGUUCUUACGAGUGGACACAAAACAACACAAACGAGCUGCUUCCAUCCUCCACCCGUUCAGUGUGACCACCAAAGCCAUCGCUCCUAACUCAAAUACUACUCACAAACGCUCGCUCGCUCGUCUUGAUACUAUUUCUAACACGCGCGCUAUUCCGGAUUAUGAGCUCGCAACUAUGACGCUAUCGAAGCCGCCUGCUGGACUUGGCCUGACUCUACCGUCAGUAUAUCUUUCGAGGCCCAUCCCUCGUGCAUGCACAAUGCCAACUAUGAAGUCCUCCUCUGGACACAAUCUGAAAGACUCACUUCCGCAUCGCCCACCAAACCUACCACCGCAGACUUCCCAUCUGUAUGAGCCACCAAAGGUUCACCUUCGCCCCAUAGAGCUUCCUGGUACACCGUCCCCUAUGGAAUACCUGCCCCCCAGCAUCAUGGCGUGUGAGAGUCUGAGUAGAAAGGUUAACCAAUCCUCGUCUGUGCUCCCUUCGCCGGUCGAAGGGUUGUCACCACUCUGGACGUUCCCUCCCCUGACGGGCUUCGCACCACUUGAAGCAAUGCCUCAGAGUCCCCUGCUACUCCGUCAGGGCAGUGUUGGAGGCUGGAACCCAUACUUCCCUUCCGUCUAGUUUAUCCAGCACCAUCGAACAACCCGCGCGUCAAAGUUAGAUGAUAAAGUAGAUAUACAUAUCGAUGAUAACAACCUGUUCACGUGUAUGCAUUGAAAUGAACGGCAGCUGCAGCAUAGAGCGUAUAUCAUUUUAUUAUGUGACAGCAACAGGGAGACCCAUCGCGAUUCGGCUGAUAGGCUGGAUGAUAUCUGCAUCAACGCCAAGUCUAACGUACGGGAGGCCCGUCCCGUCGCUCGCGAAAUCAGGUGGGUUAGUACCGGCGAGGAAGGUCUCAGCCUGCCUCUUGACAUAGGCCGUAUUUUGAGGGGUCUGCGGAACAGCUGGGAUGUACAUGACUGGACAUCGACAGAUCAGAUCUGAACAUUUACACAAAGCUCAUUG